Molecule: messenger RNA, 8822 nt
Organism: Rhipicephalus microplus (southern cattle tick)
Lineage: Eukaryota; Metazoa; Arthropoda; Arachnida; Ixodida; Ixodidae
Product: excitatory amino acid transporter
Biological process (GO): L-glutamate transmembrane transport
Cellular component (GO): plasma membrane
Molecular function (GO): neutral L-amino acid transmembrane transporter activity; glutamate:sodium symporter activity; L-glutamate transmembrane transporter activity
Source: RefSeq, a predicted model, not a curated record
AAAGGGUGUUGCGACGGCCGUGAAGAAUCAAAAGAAGACGAAGAACGAAAAAAAGAGUCUCGCAAUCUACCACUCCCGUCGUGGCUCGCCGCGAGAGUCGGUCGCGCGUUCGCCACCGAGUCGGGUGCUAAGGAGAGGACGCGAGGGAGUGUUUCCUGUGAAGUUUAUUCCCAGUUGAAAAAGGUUCUUUUUUUUUACUCUCUCCUCCCGUCGCAGCCUUCGGACUGCCUGCUCGCUCCGUUCGCCCCUCGAGGUCUUCCUCCUGCACCACGUUGUGGCCGCGUAGGGCCGCUGCACUACAUUUGACGGAUUAACGGAUCGGCCGGACGUGCCUUUCGGAUAUCGUUGCACCGGCCGACCGGUGUAAUACAUUCAUUUACGGGUGUUUGUUUCUUCUGGCUCAUUCGCAUCAUCUUCCCUGUUAUUUAUCCGUGUCCCACGUCUGCUUGCUGGUUUCAACGGGGACGGCCGGCAGUGCUGUGUUGACAGUGUGAUCUACCGACAGGAGGUUUCGCUUCUACCGAGGACUACGGAUCGACAGUUAGUACGGAACGUCGUGCCGUGACGUAGACGGCUUCAUUCAGUGCCCCUUGAGCUGCCGACAUGCCCGACUCCAAGCCGGACGCCAACGCCAAGACGCCCAUGUUGGGCGGGGGUGGAGGGCCAGCAGGAGUCAUCCGGUUAACACAGCCGCCCCGGGGCAUAUGGGGCAAGAUCGGGACAUGGAUGAAGGACAACCUCCUGCUGGUGCUUACCAUAGUGGGCGUCCUAUUGGGUCUCCUGCUGGGAUUCUUGGCGCGGUUCUUUGUGUAUGGCGAGGAUGUCAUCAUGCUCGUCUCCUUUCCGGGAGAAAUACUCAUGGGCAUGCUCAAAAUGCUCAUUCUGCCCCUCAUUGUGUCGUCCAUGAUAUCAGGGUUGUCGAUGCUCGAUCCAAAGUCAAGUGGAAAGAUGGGCUCUCGGGCCCUGGUGUACUACUUCGCCACCACCAUCUUCGCUGCCAUUGUGGGCAUCAUAAUGGUGUCCGUCAUCCAUCCCGGUGACCCGUCCAUCAAGGAAGAAGUGGGCACCGGAACAGAAGACAAGAAGGUCUCCACGCUCGACGCAUUCCUGGACCUCGUCAGGAACAUGUUUCCUGAGAAUUUGCUGCAAGCCUGCUUUCAACAGGUGGAGACAACAUAUGUGAAAGAAAAGCCGAAGCCCCGUUUCAUACACCCCGACGAAAUGGUCAAUGCCACGAACACGACCUCCUACGUGUUGAAGCGGACGCUACAGUUCAAGGAUGGAACCAACGUUCUCGGGCUCAUUGUUUUCUGCAUCGCCUUCGGCAUCAUUGCGGGCCAGAUGGGACCCGAUGCGGAACUUAUGGUGCAGUUUUUCAGCAGUCUGAACGAAAUCAUCAUGAAGAUCGUCGUCCUGGUCAUGUGGUACUCCCCGUUCGGUAUCAUGUCUCUGAUCAUCGGCAAGAUCAUGUCGAUCAAGGACUUGGCGCUGACAGCGCAGCAGCUCGGUCUCUACAUGUUGACCGUCAUCACGGGCCUCCUCAUCCACGCCUGUAUAACGUUACCGCUGAUUUACUUCCUGAUCACCCGCAAGAACCCGAUCACCUUCUUCAAGGGCAUGCUCCAGGCUUGGAUCACUGCGCUGGGCACAGCAUCCAGUGCGGCCACGCUGCCGGUGACCUUCCGGUGCCUGGAAGAGAACAACCACAUCGACAAGCGGGUGACCCGGUUCGUGCUGCCCGUCGGCGCAACCGUCAACAUGGACGGCACGGCGCUCUACGAAGCCGUCGCCGCCAUCUUCAUCGCGCAGAUGAACGGCAUCAACCUCUCCAUCGGAGAGGUCAUCGCCGUCAGUUUGACGGCCACGGCUGCCAGUAUUGGCGCAGCCAGUGUGCCCAGCGCGGGUCUCGUUACCAUGCUGCUGGUGCUGACGUCCGUGGGUCUGCCCACGGAAGACAUUUCCAUGAUUGUCGCCGUCGACUGGAUGCUGGACCGUAUUCGCACGUCCAUCAAUGUCCUCGGCGACGCCUUUGGCGCGGGGAUCGUGUAUCACCUGUCCAAGGGGGAGCUGGACAAGAUAGACGCCGAACACGCCCGGCUCGAGCUCGAGAUGGGCGAGGCCGGCCGCAAGGGCUCCUACAUGCGGAGGCCCAGCGGUAUCGCGGCCCCGGGAUCCUCGGCGCCGCCGGACUACGGGGCGAAUCCCGGAGGCCAGAACUUCGUCGAAGGAAACAGCGAAACGCAGAUCUAAGCAGCGGCCGAGGAAAGGCCGCGAAAAAAUGGCGGAACGGGCCAUGUUUCGAGUUCGGGCCAACUUACACGCCUUCCUGUUCCCUCCUGGGUGCCCCCGAUAGAAGCCGCCGGGACGUCAUCCGAGGAUUGCGCAACGGUGGCAACUUACACCCUUCAGAAAAAACGUUAGCCUUCUCUACACGCGAGCUUUCUUUCCGCGACACUGACUGUCGUAAUGGAGUAUUUCGCCGCAGCGCCACCGUUCCGGUCUUCACUAAUCUUCACCGGUCUUCACCGGUCUUCACCCGUCUUCACCGGUCUUCACCGGUCUUCACCGGAACCGCCUUCUUGCCCACUAGACUGCUUACGCGGAAACGGCUGCAGGUGGUGUCGGUGACCGUUAAACGGUAACGCUGCGUUGAAAUCUCCCCAUCUUUGCGCGUGCUUUCCAUCGAGACCCUGUGAAAGCGAACGACUUUUUUUGUUUUGUAGAUAUAUAUGCGCAAGCUGUGCAAGCUUUAGCAGGCGCGAAAAGACACACGCAGAUGCAUACACAGGGUUGAAGCAAACACGUCACGACAAUGGCUGUGCAAAGAAAGCUCGCCUUUAUGAGGGUGCAACUUUCGGGAGUGCUUCCGCUCUCUCUGUCGGAGGACUCCGAAAGAAAAAAAAAACCUGGCUGACAAGCCGAAGCGCCGCAGUAGCUUGAGUUCUUGCUGCACGAUGGCGUUAUUCGAGUGUUCGGUGUGCCCUGUUGAGGUGAGAGCUCGGGGACACUAUGAAGAUCGCCGCUCGUAGCGGUUAUCCGUCGUACGUAGCCCGAAGUGACUGGCACAAAUUUUGAAAACGUUCGAAAAAAAUGAACACUAUAAAACAGUGCCUCACCCGUAACACCGAAUUGAGCUCAACAUAACUUGAAAUUUGGUGAGAUGGUGCACAGUUGACGGGAACUUUGAGAGCCAAAAAAAAAACGCACAUUUUCAAGGCAAGAGGACAGGACAGGUCCUGUCCUCUCGUCUUGUAAAUGUCUGUGUUUUGUGCUUAAAUUUGCCGUCAACCCAAUUGAGGUCAGGAGUAGUGGUGGUAAAAGGAACAUUACUCAUUUCAAGGCAAAUGAAGUUUUGUGACAGAAGCUAAAGCAAUAUGAUGCGACACAGUUUUCCCAUAAACGUUUUUCAAGACAUUGGAUUGGUUCCUAUCAAAUUACUUUUCAGUCUUUUUUUUUGUUCUUGUUUUGUUAUGCAGAGAUUUCAUAGACUAAGAAGCCCUUGCCAUUUACUGGAUUAAUUAUUUAGGCAGUCUAGUUCCAACGGAAAGCUGUGGCUGCUGUACCAAGGACUGCAUUCAAUGUUAGCGUAAACGUUUUGAUACGUGGUAUUUGUGGCAUCCGUUUACACCGUGACGAAGUUAGUCACCAACUUGCAAAGCCUAUUUUUUCGUUAAGCAGAGUUACAUCUUCACGAUAAAUUGGCGUUACAUCGUCCAAAGUGAAGUCACUGCCUUCGUGCCACUCAGUAACAUUGUCAGUUCAGAACAAUGUCGACUAACGGGACAGCCCAACACUUGUAACAAGUAUUGUCACUUCAGGCUUAAGCCUCUACGGAAAGCGCGUUAGCAGAUCUGCGCUGACUGUGCGUCAUCGUAACGUCAGCCUCUUCAUCGUUGCUCUCUCUUUGUGUCUCACUCCCUUUUUUCUUGACCUUCUUUUGUACGUAUGUACUUUUUCCUCACUUACGGAACUGACAGAACAACUCGUGUUGUCCCCUUUGCCAAAAUUCCAUCGCAUAUCUGUUAGAAGUCGUUAAGCUUCAUCGUAUAUGCGUGUCGUCGCGGGUUUCAUCCCCAGGUUCGAAUGAAGCAGCUUAUCUUAUCAAGGCCUUUCCUGCGACCGAUGCUCUCCUACCGUCACGACUACUGCACGAGAGUACUGCCCACCACAGCAGCAGGUCUUGUGCAGCUAUCUAAAGCAUCAUAACAUACACUCACUGCAUUCGACUUGUAUCGGCCCCUUUCCGGUGGUUCUCAUCCAGCCGCCAUCAUUUCGUUACAGUUACUUCCAUCUUUCUUCCGAACAGCGCUUCAGCUUCAGCACACGCCACUUUUUAUGUGAAGAUGUCAUGCCCAACUAAUCACCGCCGCAAUCUGAGGAGCAUGUUAAACCUAUCGUCGCUCUCGCAUCGUAUAUGCCUUGUCACAUAGGUCGACAUUUUCAGUCCCAUACUCAUACGAGCCUUUACCGAACCGCCCAGCCGUUGCAUCAUUCGGGAGAGUUCCUGCAUGCUUCAAGGAAGUACACCACCGCAUCAAUGUUUCACAACAUGCGCGUUUACCAGAGUUCAAGAAUGCGAUGCUCAGCAAUGGUUUAGCAGGCUCGCCCCAUGGAAACUACCAUUCGAAAGGCACGCGUUAGGCGUUGUACAGCUAAUUGUUGUACGCGACCUUUUUGAGCGUUCCCACGGCCAGAUGCACAUGUCUAAUGUUCGAAAAAGCGCAUGUCCAGGCGAGACCUUGCAUUCCCGGUAGAAUGGUGCGUGCAUGGUUGCAUAUUGUACAUGUUUCGUUUUCUCACGUAGUUUGAAACCCACUGAGCUAGUCGAGGCCCUCCUCUUUUCGGAGUUUCUCAAAAUAAAGAAGAUUCCGGAGGAUCCGAGCGUCCCCCAGCAGUGACAGGUGGACCGGGGUCUUACCCCUGCGAAGCGGGAACCGCCCGCGGUCUAGAAAGGCCGCACUUGACAAAUCGAGAUCGCAGCGCUACUUAUAGAACACCUUGGGGCGCUGAGUGGGGGAGUCCCGAGGUCACAGCGGCGAAUCCAAUCGCCAUUAGCGAUAAAGCAUCGUGAUGGCCGAAAUUUGAGCGUUUCCGCAGACACAUUGAGCCUGACUGCAAAUCUGGGCAGGUCAUCUCUACUUUCACUCUGACAUUAUGCCUUGGAUCAUUUCUUGUGCAGUGAGAAAUAUUCGAGAUAUUCUACGCUGCCCAGGGUGAAAUUUUCAUGUAUUCUUCUUGAAUUCCUCACCUCUAAAGUACCCGGGUUUCGGUUCAAGGGACGUGCGCUGCUUGUGGGAGUGUGUGCGUCACGUCAUUUAUGACGGAGCUAAGAAACGAAAAAAAAAAACAGGCAUAUUUUUUUUUUUUUUGCUCAGUGCCAUUGCUACACACUCUAGGCGGCACUUUUACACAAGCACAAUUCAAUUAUGCGACCUUCUGGUAUUAGGCCGGUAGUUGAAUUACCGACUGUGACAACUCGCUACCUGGUGACUACGGGCUCUGACAUGGCUCAAAGCACGUCUUAUGAGAAGUGGGCUGUUUGUGUAUUUCACGUUGCUCCUUUCUGUAUACCACGAAGAAAAAAAAGGUAUGAAACUUGAGCGCUGCCGCGUUUGUCAAGUAUUCGAGAACUGCAGUGCGCCUGAGUUCCUAUACCCGGCAUACCGGAAGCCAGCAGCUUGUGAGCACGCAAAUGAUGCAGCUUCCGCCCCUGUUCAUCGCAUCCGGUACUUUUCUGUCACACAGCUCACCCGUGUAACGUAACGUGGAGCAGGCUAUCGCAAGCUCAGCGACCGAGAAACCCCGCCCAGUAACUUCCUGGCCAACUUCCAAAUACCAGAUACGGCCGCUCGUCAUCCGUGCGAGGACGAGUUUGUUUUUCGUCGGAUGACCUUCAAAACAACGUUUUCAGCUUGAACCGUUCCGUGGCGUACAAGGUCAUAUCUCGCAGUUUCGUAUUAUUUUACGUGCUUAUCUUCCGUUCCUUUUUUUUUUUUCUUUCGUUCUUCAAGGACGACUUACGUGGCACCCUGCAAAAGAUGUCGGUGCAGUCAUGUAGGGCGAAAGCGUCCCGAGUAUCGUGAUACUUUCACGCUUACGCCAUACCAUAGCUCGUCUGUCAAACGAUGUUAUAGUAAUCAUUCCGCUUGACAGUGAUUGUGAGCAUUUAAAUACCAAAGUGGUGCUUUUCAAUGUCAUCAAUUCCAAAUGAGACUAAAGGAGGCUUAACACAAGGGCAGGCAUACGACAAGGCAAACACGCGUCAUUGGUUAUUAUUACGAAAUGUCCCAUACUGAGGGGGGAGGGGAGUGUUAUGGCGCCGACGAGGACCCGUUGACCACCUUUCAUGAGUUGUGUUCACACUGUCGAUUACGUGGGAAAUCGUUUCCGGAUCCGAACAGAGAGCUAACAAGGAGACGGCCCUCCGACUCCUCCAAACUAGCUUCUUUCCGUCACCGGCCACUAUGGCGCUGUAUGCGUACAUUUCUCCUAACUGCUCGGCAUGCGAUCAGCUCGCCACCUUCCCUCAUUUCAUGUGGCGUUUCAACAAGAAGGCAUCACGUAGGCGAGACAGACUUUUCAGAACGUAUCGCAAGUCCACAACUUGCGAAACAACUCCGGGUGGUCCAUGGAGUCUGUGAAGAGAUCGGUACAUUUGGUCCCCGACCCCGUCGCAGGUGAAGCCCUCGGUGGGUUUUUAGGAACCUUCUUCCCAAAACGCAAAUAAAGUUCAUCUGUCUGUCUCUCUGUUCUUUUAAAGAGUCAGACUUGUUAGUUAUCACUGUGAUCAAUUAUUUCUGUGCUAUAGUUGCUCCUGGCUUUCUGACCGAAACUCUCCCAAGUUCUCACAUCAGAAUUCACGCCGGUAUGUGUUGGAGAACAUGAAACUUGUGUUCAGUGAUUGGCGCUUUAAGAACUUCACUGUAGCACCAAGUUUUAGCCGAGUAACCAGACAUGAAUGAGCACAAACUGUCAGUAGAGGCCUCUGCGUGGUCGCUCAAAAAAAAAAAUACUUCCUUUCAAAACUGUUACAACAAGUUGGUGUUCGCUCAUUUCCACGCCGAGCAUUAGACAUUUGUAUUCUUGAGUAUAGUAGUGCAGGCAAAAACUCUCAAAAAUUUUCAGGAGUCGUAUUUCUAAUGACGUUCCCUCUGACUUUACACAGCCGCAUGCUGCGUGUUUUUUUUUAAUUUUUUUUCUCGUGUGAUAGCUUCGUGAAUAUCUUUGAACAGUCAGUGUUCAAUUUCAGGUUAGUACGUUCCCACCUCGUACAAUAUUACUUCCAGUUGGAUUUGCGUGAAUAAUCAUUUUUCUUGGGUGCUAUUAAGUCACCUUGACGAACGAUCUUAUUUGUACUAUAUUAAAAAACGGUAACUUCGUGCAGUGAAGAGAACUUUGAGGGAAAGAAGGUGUUGUGCAGGGAUUGUUGGUACAUUUGAACUUCGUGUGAACUGCGCUAGUACGGUACAAAUAAGGUAAGAAAUACCUGAUAAUUUUUCCUCGCGUUUGUAUUUUUUUUGUACCAUCCUCGCGCAGUUCAUCGACAGUCGUAACUUUGAGGAUAAUCGCGUCGAUUCAAGGCAUCAUUACCUUUGCUCAUUUAAACAAAAAACAUACAGAAAAACACUUGUCCUUUGUCACAAAACGUGUUUGCUGUUUACAGUCACCGCUUCGGGCGACCCUUUACGUCAUGCUGUUAUUGCUUCAAAGUGGUAAUCCGGCUCCUACACGAAAACCAUCACUUCAUCGUCAUUUAGUAUAAAGUCAUCACCACUCAUUGUAUGUGCUACCUUUAGUCCUAUGUAUCAAUCGCCUACGACCUCUGUUUUUUUUUUUAAUACAAGUAUGCAGUCGAUGCAUAUGGAUGUGUUUUCGUAACCGGUGUGUCUUACAAGAUUGUACUUGAAUGCUUGUAUGGAUGAGGUGCUCUCGUCAGAGUGUUACCAGUCAAGUUUUAAUUGCUUGCAAUCACUGCAUGUUUUGUAGUGUACAAUUACGUUUUAUAAGUCCUUCGCGUGUACUAAUGCAAUUUAUUGAGCAAGACAUUUUAUUAGAAUAUAAGGCAUUGUCAUUUCUUUUUUUUGCGUGUGUGUGGUCUAUUUCAGGAUAACUUGUAUAGCUUACACUUCAAGAUAAAUUAGUUCGUUUUGACGGUAUACUUUUAUCAGAAUACAAUUCAUUCGGUGUAUUUAGCUCUGCAAUCUAUGCUACUGAACACUAACAGAACUGUAGAACGAAUGAACCCCCAUUAGCGAGGCGCUGUUAAUGAUUAUUAGUUGUAGAAAACGUUUUACGCCGUACCACCGCGUGAUGUAGUUAGUGCUACCCGCAAGUACACAUAUAUGUCAUAACAUUUCUAUCAUCUUUCCGGUGUGGGUUUAUUUCAUCCUAGUAUGUUUGUACUUUCUAUUAUAGUUCGCAAGGAACAUUAAACAAAAGUACAGGCGACGGAAGUACCCUCAGGUUUGCGCAAGCAUACAAGAUAAAACCUAUUUUUGCAUAAUUCACAAAAAUUUUCAUAAUUCGUAUUUCUAUUUUAACAACAUGCCACUUAACUUUAUGCAUAGCAAGGAUCAGCAACUGCUAUCUUGCAGCACACGAACCAUCUUUUUUUUUACUCGUUUUCUCUUGACAACUGCCUUAAAAUGUAGUCAUCAAAGUACCAUGUUUUAUUGCAGAGAAUCAUCCGCUUUGGUUUCGUUGUGUUCUUGUGUGUGUGUGUUUAUUUUGUUGCAUAGUUCUACCUACAUCAUUCUGUACGCAACGGAAAAAUUAAAGCGAUUUAUUGAAUUAAACAAUAAAAAAAGCUAUUUGUUUUGUUC